AUGGAAAAGGGAGAGCGCACAAAGAAGUAUCCCAAGCCUUACUCUAACAUUACAAAAAUCGACAAGUCUGGAUUUGUUGUUUACAAGAGGCGGGUUGAUAUCAGAGGAUCUGUUUUGAAAGGUGACAUAGAGUUGGAUAAUUGUUAUGUGGUGCCACACAACCUUGCCCUCCUUAAAAAAUAUCAAGCACACAUUAAUAUUGAGUGGUGCUGCAAUACAAGUGCUAUCAAGUAUCUCUUCAAAUACAUAACCAAAGGUGUGGACCGAGCACUGCUUCUGCUUCAACAGUCUGGGAAAACCAAAGCAGAGAUAGAGAAAAAAAAACAGCUUGAGAUGGACGAGAUUGAUAGGUUUCAAGAAUGUCGAUAUAUUUCAGCAUGUGAAGCCCCAUGGAGACUGUUUUCUUUCCACAUUCACCACAAUCAGCCUUCUGUUAUGAAAUUAACACUCCACCUUCCAGGAGAACACAAUUUGGUAGUAGAGGAGGGUAAGAGCUUAUCUGAUAUUCUGUCAGAGGAUGGUAUUGAGAAAACAAUGCUCACUGCAUAUUUUAUGGCGAACCAGAAGUAUGAAGAGGCCAGAGAACUUACUUACAUACAGUUUCCAUCUCGGUUUGUCUACCACAGUGGCGAAAAAACCUGGACACCAAGGAAACAAGGGACAGCUAUAGGCAGGAUUAUUUACGCUCAUCCAGCCUCAGGAGACCGUUACUACCUUAGAAUCCUCCUCAAUGUGGUGAAGGGGGCUUUUGGUUAUGACGACCUCUAUACUGUAGGGGGUACAAAGUUUAAGGAAUUUCGAGAUGCUUGCUACGCCAGAGGGUUACUGGACGACGAUAAAGAAUGGCACGAGGCCAUUGUUGAACCUUCAUACUGGGCAACAGGUCGUCAGCUAAGGAGGUUAUUCAUCACUAUCUUGCUCUACUGUGAAGUUGGAAACCCAUUAAAACUCUGGGAUCAUACGUGGAAGAUAUUAGCAGAAGAUAUCUUAUACAUGAAACAAAGAGAAUUCAACACCCCCGGUUUGAUUCUUGAGGAUGCGCAGCUGCAGCAGUACACAUUAAUCGAGAUAGAAAGACUCCUCAAAGAGAACGACAAAUCUCUAACUGACUUCCGCGGAAUGCCAAAGCCAGACACAAGUGUUCUUCAGGAAAUAUCAAACACUGUACUAAGAGAAGAACUGAACUAUGAUACUGCAAAAGAAGCUGGAGAGCAUGAAAAGAUUUUUACCACCAUGAAUGAUGACCAGAGAUCCAUUUACAGCUAA
Messenger RNA from Brassica napus (rape), 1266 nucleotides. RefSeq lists its product as uncharacterized. The coding region runs from base 1 to 1266 and encodes 421 amino acids. Lineage: Eukaryota; Viridiplantae; Streptophyta; Magnoliopsida; Brassicales; Brassicaceae. The record is from RefSeq and is a predicted model, not a curated record. The transcript has a single exon.